Messenger RNA from Lactuca sativa (garden lettuce), 881 nucleotides. Its product is annotated as chalcone isomerase-like protein 2. NCBI's taxonomy places the organism in Eukaryota, Viridiplantae, Streptophyta, Magnoliopsida, Asterales, Asteraceae. The record is from RefSeq and is a predicted model, not a curated record. Gene Ontology annotation, molecular function: intramolecular lyase activity.
AAUGAAACCUUUCAAUUCGUAGUUGCCAAACAGAAUCUGAAAUUUGCUUAUUUAAAGGUCUAUCAAACACUUCAUUUUUUCCAUCUUUCUCCCCAUUGUAUUCUCAAUUCCAAAGAGUUUUUCUUCUAAAAGCCCGGCAACCAGUAUCUGUGUGCUAAAAAAUGGCGAUGGUGGGUGAUGUCUCUUUUCCUCCACAUAUCACGACUACCAAGCCCUUGUCGUUGGUUGGACAUGGAAUCACCGAGGUCGAGCUACAUUCUCAGCGACAUAAGUUCACAGCCGUCGGAGUUUACAUCGAUCCAAAGAUCAUAACUCAUUUGCAACAAUGGAAAGGUAAGUCUGGAAUGGAAUUAGCUGAAGACAACGCCAUCUUCGAUCGAGUAAUUUCAGCACCUGUUGAUAAGUACUUGAGAAUUGUUGUGACUAAGGAGAUCAAGGGAAUACAAUACGGUGUAGAACUAGUGCGUGCAGUGAAGGACAAAGUGGUGGCUGAGCACAAGUACGGAGAUGAAGAAGACAUGGCUCUCGUAGAAAUUAUGGAGUUUUUUCGGUUUCGUCCACUCAAUAAGGAUUCGGUACUUACUUUCAGCUUUCUGGCGACAUCAAACAUUGCUGAGAUUGGGUUCUCAAGUCAAGGAUAUGGAGAUGAUAUGACCACAAUGAAAGUGUUGAACAGGAAUGCAGUUGAGGCAAUGAAGAAAUGGUAUCUGGGUGGCACCAAGGCUUACUCUCCUUCGACAAUUUUAUCAUUGGCAAACACUUUGGCUUCGGAAUUGUCUAAAUAAGUUUCGAUUAUCGUGUGUAUUCAAAUUUGGUCUAUUUGUUUGUAUAUGGAAUGUUACCUUGUCUCGGUUUCCAUAUUGAGGUUGAUUUUGCCUUUA